Ostrea edulis (European flat oyster) is the source of this 3693-nucleotide messenger RNA. Its product is annotated as atrial natriuretic peptide receptor 1-like. Gene Ontology annotation, molecular function: protein kinase activity; guanylate cyclase activity; peptide receptor activity. The transcript has 24 exons. NCBI's taxonomy places the organism in Eukaryota, Metazoa, Mollusca, Bivalvia, Ostreida, Ostreidae. Gene Ontology annotation, biological process: cGMP biosynthetic process; receptor guanylyl cyclase signaling pathway; intracellular signal transduction. The record is from RefSeq and is a predicted model, not a curated record. The coding region runs from base 2 to 3565 and encodes 1187 amino acids. Gene Ontology annotation, cellular component: membrane.
CAUGUUCUUUGUUAUUUGUGUGUUAGUGUGCUUUGCCUUUCUUCCUUUUGGAUGCUCCGGAAAUGUUCAAGCUGUGUGGAUGGCUCCCAAAGAGACCCCACCUUCCUCAGCCAUCACCGUGAACGCCUCCACAUCCGUGGGGGCCCUGGCGUACGCCGUGGACGACGUCUACAGGGACGGAAUAUUGCCCAGUGGAACGUUUGACAUCUUAUGGGUAGACUCGGGUUGUGACAGCAAAACCAGUAUCGGAAAAUUCACAGAUUUCCUGUUCCAUAACAGAGUGGACGUCAUAUUUGGGCCCCCGUGUACAAAGGCCAUGAUCCCUAUUGCGGAGCUGGCCGCAUACAGAGACAUCCCUGUUUUUGGUUGGCUAUCCAAUGAGGAAUCUCUGGACGACAAGAGUAAACUUCAAACCCUCGUGCGAUCCAUCGCUCCCCUGUCAUCUAUAGGAAAUAUUCUCACCAUCUUUUUAUCCGGAUUCGGCUGGUUGAGAAUAAUCAUCAUAUCGUCUAUGGAUCCGGAGUGUGAUGCAUACGCUAGUGCUCUUAUCUCGGAAAUUGAGAGUCCAUACUGGUCCGCCUUCGGAUUUUCCUUAGUUCAUCAUUACGCACGUGUGGAACUGAAUGCAACAGAAAUGCUGAUUGAUACAAUGUAUUCUGCCAUCAAAUAUGAAGGGAGAAUUGUCGUCUUGAUCAUUCCCGACACAGAACUCCGUACAUACAUGAUCAGGGCACACGCUAGAGGGAUGACCAGUGGGGACUACCAGUUCAUUUUUAUCAAAACCACUAUACUCUCCAAUGAAGAAAUAGCAGACUUGGAGAGCAGAACUCUCUGGGAAUCCGGAGAUAGUGAGGACUUAGCAGCGCGCCAGGGAUUCGAAAACCUACUUUACAUGUCCUUUGGUGAUGUCUUACAAGGAAGCACAACCUCCACAUGGUCUGUUAAGGCGUAUACAGCGUACCAGACAUGGAACUCUUCCUUCUCCUCGUUACCUGAUUGGGCAGAGCCGGAUAUCUACUCGCCCUUUCUUUAUGACGCUGUUUACCUCUAUUCCCUGGCGCUGCAGAGUAACGGUGGGGACCCUACAGGCACUAACGGUACCAACAUAAGGAAAUCCAUAGAAAACUUCAAUUUCAAAGGCCUCUCCGGAGAUGUUGCGAUGUCAUACGAGGCCGAUCGUUAUGCUUCAAUAUCCGUGUUCGAUCUCUCAGAGUCAGGAAAUUUUACCACGGUGGCUUACUACCGGAUCGCCAUUGUCAAUGGUUCAAUUUUCCCGGAAAGCGACUUAACGUACUUCCGGUGGGGGGAUGGUACGACCAGUGAUGACAGGAUUCCUGUAGACACGCCUACUUGUGGCUUCUUCAAUGAGAAAUGUCCUACAGCCCCAGCCGCCUCCUCUGAUCUCGCUGUGUAUAUCGGCGUGUCACUAGCGAUCAUGGUACUGGCACUGAUGCUGUUUUUGGCGUACAGAAUAUGGAAAAGGGAGAGGGAUCUUCAAAAUGUUGCAUGGAAAAUUCAUUUCAAAGACAUCGAUUUCUUACUAGGGAAGCAGGUUCGGUCUUUUAUGAACCUGUCUCGUCAUGAUACCGGAAGUGAACUAAUGACUAGGAAAGGCAGUACUAGUGAGACCUAUGUUCGUCACCGGCGUCCAAGCAUCACCAGCAGGUCUGAUAAAGGGACAGAGUAUACUACAGGCGGAACAACUAACGCCGAUACGCUGUCCAUGGACAACAAUGUCCUUCAGGCCUCCAAGGUCACGAUAGCUCGAUACAAGGGCCGCAUGGUAGCCAUCAAAUCUCUGAGGAAAAAGAGACUGAAAACAGAUGCAGUUAAAUUUCUUAAAGAAAUGAAACAGGUGAUAGAUUUCAAACAUGGAAACAUAGCUAUCAUGUUAGGGAUCUGUACGGAUGCCGAUAUUCCCUGCGUGGUAUGGGAGUACUGCUCUAAAGGAAGUGUUCAGGAUGUGAUAGAGCAUGAUGACAUCAAGCUGGAUACGAUGUUUAAGAUCUCUAUUGCUGUAGAUAUAUGCAAGGGAUUGGCUUACAUCCAUAAAAGUGACCUCCGUUUCCAUGGUAAUCUGAAGAGUUCUAAUUGUCUGAUAGACAGCCGGUGGGCGUGUAAACUGACGGACUUCGCUCCACGUCAUUUACAGGGUGACGACAUCGAUACAGAGGAAGAUGAGUUGGACAAAUACUCGGGCUUACUCUGGACUGCCCCGGAGCUCCUGAGGAAGAUUAUCCCUACUGGGAAGCGGUAUGGAUCCCCCGCGGGAGAUGUCUACGCCUUCGCCAUUAUUGCUAAAGAACUUAUCUGUCGAGACAAGCCUUACUCUAUGGAGAACCAUCUGACUGCGGAAGAAAUCGUUAAUAGAGUUAUGAAUGACAACGAAAUGAAGCGGUUUAGACCAGCAUUCCCACAAGAACUUGACGGUGUACAGACAGCGAAGCAAAGCUAUGCUAUAAAAAAACUCAUCCAAAGCUGCUGGAUCGAGGACCCGAUGAUGAGACCAACGACUAAAACCAUUCUGAAAGCACUGCACAGAAUCAACCCAUACAAAAAUUCAAACGUGAUAGAAAACAUGGUGGUAAUGAUGGAGAAAUACUCAAAUCAGUUGGAGGAGAUUGUAGCAGAGAGAACCGAACAACUGCAAGAGGAAAAAAGAAAGACGGAUGCACUUCUUUACCGCAUGCUUCCAAGAAAAGUGGCUGAGGAAUUAAAGCUGGGGAGAUCGGUGAAGGCAGAAAAUUUUGAGUCUGUUACGAUUUAUUUCUCCGAUAUUGUGGGCUUUACCAAUCUCGCCGGAAGCAGUACACCAAUGCAGGUUGUUGGGUUGCUGAAUUCUUUGUACACACUGUUUGACGACAUCAUCGAACAUUAUGAUGUUUACAAGGUAGAAACCAUAGGUGAUGCUUACAUGAUUGUUAGCGGCUUACCGGAGACGAACGGCAACAAUCACGCCAACGAAAUCGCCAAGGUGGCGCUGGAGUUGUUAGAUGGAGUCAAACAUUUCAAAAUUCCUCACGAAACCGAUGAACAACUCCAGAUAAGAAUUGGUUUACAUUCCGGCCCCGUGUGUGCUGGAGUGGUGGGCUUGACUAUGCCGCGCUAUUGCUUGUUUGGAGAUACUGUCAACACAGCAUCCAGGAUGGAAUCCAAUGGCAAAGCAUUGAAAAUCCAUAUCAGCGCGACUACGGCUACACUAUUAGAAGAAGAAAACUGUUACACAAUAGUGGAGAGGGGGAAACUAGAAGUAAAGGGCAAAGGUACUAUGACCACCUACUGGUUGGAGGGUCAAUCGGUCACAGAAAAUCCGUUAUCGUCGCCUAAAGGAGUAUCUCUCUCGGAUUUCAAUGCCUUUAAUAUGCAACCCGAAAGUGCAAACUGUAGUCGCCAUUACGAUGUGUCCACAGAAAGUGAAGAAGGACCGGAAGCUGAGGAACCAUCUCUGAAAUACGUAUCUUUUCUCAACAUGCCAUCCCUACCUAACGCAUCGGACAUCAUCAGUAGUGACUCGGGACUCCUCGAGCUGUUUGAUGAUGAUAAGGAAGAAGUGUAUUCAGAGUGAUGGUUUUUAAACGCAUCACUUAUAUGCUUUUUGUGUUUGCAAUAUCACUUUACAAGUAUGAGUACUAUGUCUAUUUCUUGAUGUGAAACGUGUCUUCAACGUUUAGUAAUAAAAACAAGGACAAUCUC